This is a messenger RNA of Capsella rubella, 1802 nucleotides long. RefSeq names its product transcription termination factor MTERF6, chloroplastic/mitochondrial. Gene Ontology annotation, biological process: regulation of DNA-templated transcription; chloroplast organization. Gene Ontology annotation, cellular component: chloroplast. The record is from RefSeq and is a predicted model, not a curated record. Bases 342 to 1538 code for a protein of 398 amino acids. Lineage: Eukaryota; Viridiplantae; Streptophyta; Magnoliopsida; Brassicales; Brassicaceae. Gene Ontology annotation, molecular function: double-stranded DNA binding. The transcript has a single exon.
AUACAAUUUGAGGCGAAUCUGUGAAUCCAGAGAAGUACAAGGACUACAUUUUGAGAUUAUCCCGUUUUCUUCCGUCGUCGUCGCACGAGUGUGUGUGAGCCAAGUCCUUUUGAGCUAGCUCAGUAGCUCGCUCUCCCACUGAACAACAUCUCCGUGAGUCUGUCUAUGCAAGGUUCUUAAGGCUACAAAAAGGUAACCGUGACGGCGAUUUUAGCUCUAUUAUUCUCAGUUGAGCCAGUAUUCCGGCGAAUUGGAUUAUUGCACAGUUCUAGUUUUUUCUUUUAAUGAGAUUUGGCAAAGAGGCUUAGGCAUAGGCUUAGGAUUAGUGUUUUCGCGUACUCAUGUCGAGCUUGUUACACUGCAGAAGGGUUGGUAUAGUUUCAUCUUUCCGGAGAAAGGUCGGAGAUUUUGCGUUUAACACUUCCACCGUCGUAGUCAAUCUAGGGUUUCUGGUGAAUAGAAGAAGGACAUUGUGUUCGGUGUCACAAGUGAAUUUAGAUGGUUUCGAAAAGCAAACCCAAUGCUUGGAAUCUUUUACAGUUUCGUAUCUCGUGAAUUCUUGUGGAUUGUCUUUGGAAUCAGCUAAGUCAAAUUCGAGAUUCGUCAAAUUGGUUUCUUCCGAGAAACCAGACUCUGUUCUUGCUCUCUUCAAGGACCAUGGCUUCACCAAUGACCAGAUCACCACUGUCAUCAAAUCUUUUCCUCGUAUUCUGUCAUUGAGCCCAGAGGCUGUCAUCUCUCCCAAGCUCAUGUUUUUCAGUUCCAUCGGGUUUUCGACCUCUGAUACUGCCAAGCUGAUCUCUUCUUGCCCGAAAACGCUAUCCUUCAGCUUGGAGAAAAGACUGAUCCCUUGCUAUGAUUCCCUCAAGAGCAUACUCUUAGAGGAAGAAAACGUUGUCAAGUGUCUGAAGCGCGGAUACAGAUGUUUCUCUUUGAAGAUUGCACAUUGUGUAUCUCCCCGGAUCUCCAUUUUUAGAGAGCUUGGCGUUCCAGAUAAAAGCAUCAAGUGGUUGGUUCAAGCGUCUCCAUUCACUUUUUUCUCUUCAGAGAGAAGAUUCAACGAGAUCUUAAACAGAGUUUGCAGCUACGGUUUUGACCCGAAGAAAGCGGGUUUUGUUCACGCUAUGAUAGCCUUUGAUUGCACGAGCGAAUCAACAAUGGAGCGGAAGUAUAAGUUGUUCCAACGUUUUGGUUGGUCUAAACAAGAUUUUGUCUCAGCAAUCAUGAGAUUCCCAAACUGUGCGACGGUUUCAGAUGAGAAGAUAAUGUACACGAUGGAGUACCUUGUAAACAACAUCGGUCUGCAGGCUCGUGACAUUGCUGCAAGACCAGUGGUGUUGGGUCUGAGCAUGGAGAAGAGAAUCAAACCGAGGAACCAGGUGAUCUCUUUGCUUCUCUCAAAAGGACUCGUGAAGAAAAAAGACAUCAACUAUUUCACUAUACUAAAGAUGAAAAGCCCAGAGUUCAUGGAUAAGUUUGUGCUAAAACAUCAGGUUGAGCUGCCACAACUUAUGCAAACCUUUACUAGUAAUCGAUGAGUCUAACUAGAUUGCAGAUUUGAUGAGGAAGAAAAAAAGAAAGGUUUUGCGAGUUUGUUCUAUUGAAGUGAGAACACAGCAUACAUAAUUGUACGUGGUUGUGGCUGAAUCUUGUCGGUAACUCAUGUAUUUUUUUGCAUCGGAUCAUGUUAUGCUGAACGUUACCUUUUGGUUCUGUUUAUAAUUUGGUACGUUAGAAUAUAUGAAUGAUGCUAUAAAAUGUUUUCUCAUGGAACUAAAUAAAGCUAGAUGUUGCAUUUUCCA